This is a messenger RNA of Scedosporium apiospermum, 1482 nucleotides long. RefSeq lists its product as uncharacterized. Gene Ontology annotation, biological process: transmembrane transport. Gene Ontology annotation, molecular function: transmembrane transporter activity. NCBI's taxonomy places the organism in Eukaryota, Fungi, Ascomycota, Sordariomycetes, Microascales, Microascaceae. Gene Ontology annotation, cellular component: membrane. Bases 1 to 1482 code for a protein of 493 amino acids. The record is from RefSeq and is a predicted model, not a curated record. The transcript has 5 exons.
AUGGAUUCUGAAAAGGAAGCCAUCCAGCAUUUGGAUGGCGCUGACGCGCCUUCCUCCAAGGAUGAGAGAGACGAGUUUACCUGGACCGAAGAGGAAGAGACCAAGAUCAGACACAAGAUUGAUUGGCACACCGUGCCAUGGGUCACCGUACUGUACAUGUUCUGUUUCCUAGAUCGCAUCAACAUCGGGAAUGCAUUAAUUCAAGGUCUACGAGUAGAUUUAGACCUCGGAAAGGGCCUCCGUAUCAACUGGGCGCUCGCAAUCUUCUACAUCGUCUACCUUACCGUCGAAGUACCCAGCAAUAUUAUUCUUAAACGUGUCGGGCCCCGUUUCUGGAUUCCCGCCCUCGUUGUCGGGUUCGGAAUUGUCACAAUUGGCAUGGCAUUUGUCAAGUCAUACGAGGGAUUGUUGGCCGCGAGAGCAAUCCUCGGAAUUUUCGAGGGAGGCACGUUCCCUGGUAUUGCCUUCUACCUUAGUUCCUUUUAUAAGAGGAGGGAGCUUCUAUUCCGCAUCGGAAUCUACGUGUCGGCUGCCUCCCUUGCUGGUGCUUUUGGCGGCCUCCUGGCUGCGGCUCUUUCAAAGGUUCCCGAAUGGGGUGCUGCUGGGGCUAGGCUUCACCAAUGGCGGAAUAUUUUCUUUUUCGAAGGCAUCAUUACCGUCAUCAUCGGCUCCAUAGCCCCUUUCUUCCUGCCCGCCUCUCCUUCCCAGGCUAAAUUUCUCACGGAAAGGGAGCAGCGCAUCGCUGCCGAACGCCUCCUCGUAGAGCACCGAGAAAAUCCCGAACCCAAGGUCGAACUAAGGCACAUCAAGCGAGCUUUCCUUUGCCUUCACAAUUACACUUGCGCUCUCGGCUUCUUCCUGAUCAACAUCACGGUCCAGGGUCUAUCCGUCUUCAUGCCUACCAUCAUUGCUGAUUUGAAGAUUGAUGUCAACCCGCAGCUCUUGACUGUGCCUCCUUACGUAGCCGCAUGCUUGGUGGCCGUUUUGAUCGCCUACAUUAGCGACAAGACUAAGCGGCGCGGUAUCUACCUGGCAGUCUUCGCCAUUCCUGCUACUAUUGGCUUUGCGCUUUUACGGUGGUACACGGAUAAACCAAGUGUCCGCUACAUGGCCGUCUUCUUCGUUACCAUUGGCGCAUUCCCCGGCGGUCCGGCAUUCUUGAGUUGGGCAAUCAACAAUACUGGUGGUCCUGCAGUGCGAGCCGUGUCGAGUGCUUAUGUUGUGACGCUUGGAACUAUUGGUGGUAUUGUAGCAACUUUCACCUACGUUGCUUCGGACGGACCAGCGUACCCCAUUGGCCACUCUAUCAACUUGGGAGGCCAAAUUGCGGUGUUCUUCCUUUCCAUCUUCGGCAUUCUGUACUGCAUGUGGGAGAAUAAGAUGAGGAGGUCUGGUAAGAGAGACCACAGGCUCGAAGGACUAAGUGCACAUGAGGCCCGAGAUCUCGGCUACCGCCACCCCGAUUUCAAGUAUAUCACUUAA